AAGGAACGUGAAAAAGAGCAGGAAAAGGAAAGAGCACUAGCGGCGAAGCAGACAGAAAAGAACAAACAGAAGAGACAGAUUCAAGCUUUGUCUUUUAAUCUGAACGAAGACGAAGAUGAAGCUGAGAUGUCUUCUGACGAAGACAAUGCCGAAAAAUCCCCGUAUAAGGAAAGGGACGAGGAGGAAAAUAAACUUAGGAAAGAAUUGAGACAAGAAUGGGCUAGAAAGCAGAACGCGUUGAAGGAAGAAGAAAUUGAGAUCAAAUUCAGUUAUUGGGAUGGAUCUGACCAUCGUCGGAGUGUUAUAAUGAAGAAAGGUGAAUGUCUCAGUGGUUUAGAGAACGUUCUUCAGAGAUGUUUAGAAGUUCUGAGGCCCGAAUUCAGCGAGCUUAAAACAGUAAUAGCAGAUCAAUUAAUGUAUGUCAAGGAGAAUCUUAUAUCUUAUAUUACCGCACCAUUAUACGUUUUACUGCAACUGUAA
This is a messenger RNA of Temnothorax curvispinosus, 480 nucleotides long. Its product is annotated as protein FAM50 homolog. Gene Ontology annotation, biological process: chromatin organization. The transcript has 3 exons. Lineage: Eukaryota; Metazoa; Arthropoda; Insecta; Hymenoptera; Formicidae. Gene Ontology annotation, cellular component: nucleus. The annotation marks the transcript as partial. The record is from RefSeq and is a predicted model, not a curated record.